Molecule: messenger RNA, 1769 nt
Organism: Carassius auratus (goldfish)
Lineage: Eukaryota; Metazoa; Chordata; Actinopteri; Cypriniformes; Cyprinidae
Gene: hcnl1
Product: hyperpolarization activated cyclic nucleotide-gated potassium channel-like 1
Exons: 11
Coding region: 90-1655 (521 amino acids)
Biological process (GO): potassium ion transmembrane transport; regulation of membrane depolarization; sodium ion transmembrane transport
Cellular component (GO): dendrite; axon; membrane
Molecular function (GO): voltage-gated potassium channel activity
Source: RefSeq, a predicted model, not a curated record
AUUCGCGCCACUUUAACAUUCAAAACUUAAAUAACGAAUAUAACGAAGUAACCCUAAACCGCUGUCUGCUGGUGAGCUUCUCGGUCGAGAUGAGUGAAAGUAACUCAAGUGGUCCGAGGAAAACACGAUUUUCGGGCCUUAAAGAUGUCCUACACGGAAGACGAGCGGUGAACACUAGAAGGAACGAAAAUGAAGAGAAAAAGGACGUUCAAACUUCUCGAUGGGUGAUUCAUCCCCGGAGUCGCAGCAGGCACUACUAUCUUACGUUCAUGGUGAUCUUAACAUUCGUGAACCUUAUAACAAUUCCUCUAGACAUGGCAUUUUCUGGGGAUAUGCAAGAGAGUGGCCACAAAUACUGGGUGACCUUCAAUGUGUUCUCAGAUGUCAUUUUUUGUCUUGAUGUGGCCGUAAAUUUUCAGAUGGGUAUUUUCAGUGACGACGGUCAGGCCAUCCUGGAUCCAAAAAUAAUAAGGCAGGAUUAUUUGAGAAGUUGGUUUGGUCCGGAUGUGGUGGCUGCCUUUCCGGUUGACAUUAUCAUUAUUAUUGUGGAGCACUAUUAUCAUGCCGACACUGAUGUACUGAUGGCUUCGAAGCUGGUGCGGAUACUCAUGUUCGCCAGGAUUUUCAGUUUGAUCCGUUUACUCCGUGUGCCGAAGCUGCUGAGAUUCUGCUUUGAAUUGGAAAGCGUCACUGACAUACAGCUUGAAGAAGUCAAGAGGUUUUUCAGGGUGUUUUUCAUGUUCCUGUUGAUGAUCCUCAUUUGGCACUGGAACACAUGCGUUCAGUACUUCAUAUCUCAGCUGGAGGAGUUUCCCCAAGACUGCUGGGUCAUGCAAGAGAAUAUCAAGAAUGCCUCAAUUGGGGAAAAGUACUCCUAUUCUUCCUUCAGAGCUUUCUCUCAGUUGGCCUGGAUUUCAGCUAAAUCAAUUCUACCACCAACACGCAUGGCAGAACGGUGGACGGCAGUGGUUAGCAUGGUGAUUGGAUAUUUAAUGUGUUUCGGUCUUAUUACCUGCUUGAUCUCAACAGUCGGAGGGAUGUCUGUGUCUGGCAAUGAAUACAAGAAAAAGAUCAGCCAGCUACAAUCCUCCAAAAUGUUCAAAAAGCUUCCCAGGGCGUUGCGUCAGCGCACCACUGCCCAGUGCAAGUGGCAGUAUGAUAAGAAGAACAUCCUUGAUCUGGUGUCAAAACGGCUGAGAAAGGAUAUUAUGGCAGAUAUGUGUCCCAACCUGCUGAGCAAAGGCUCCAUGUUUAUAAAGCACGACAGAGAAUUCACCGAAGCCAUCUUGGUGAAGUUGGAGUACGAGUUAUUCAACCAAGGAGACAUCAUCAUUCAUCAGAAUGCUAAAGCUGACCACAUGUUCUUCAUCGAGCAUGGACGGGUGCUCGUGAAGAAUGAAUCCUUCCAAAUGGAGCUGCGCGAUGGAGAUCAUAUUGGAGAGAUCAGCUUCCUGUUCGGUGGAAGGCAGUUGGCCACAGUUUCUGCUCUGACCGCCUGCAGCCUUUUCUCCCUGUCGUUACAACAGUUUCAGAAGAUUGAGGAAGAGUUUCCGCAUGUUGUGAACGAACUGAGAACAGCGGCUCAACAGCUUAAAAAUGAUCUUGAGGGUGUUGAGCUGGAACUUCAAGUUACAUCGACAUCGAACCGUCUGUGAGACCACAGACCAGGCCCUAGUGUUUAGUCAAUUAGUCAUCUACUGAAGAAGAUUAAAAAAAUAAUUAAAUACAAUUUUAACUGGGUUUUUAUAUUUUUAUGUAUAGUUUCAACG